AGCAAUCAUCAACGUCGAUUUUAAUAAGCUUCGGUUGGAUUUAUUACGUUGGCUAAGAUAUUUUAAUCAAUCAAAGAAUCAUCAGCAGGAAUAAACUUGUGGUGGAUAGCAAAGAUACUGUAAUUGGUGACAUUUGUGAAAUAAAAUUAUUUUGAUUUAAAUAAUUAAAGUCGUACGAAAAAUGGAUCCUUUUACCCAGCGAAUUCUUGAAAAGGCAGAACAACGUAGUAGACUUUUAGGUAUAAGUAAGGCAAGUAAACAUCCCCGUGUCGAGAGUGCGGGAGAGUUUAACAUUGAGAAAUCCAUCAAAGUCGGAAAUGUGGAAAAUGGAACUCAACAAAAACAAACAUUCCAAACACAGCAGAUAACUGUUCAGCCUGCCGUAGCGGCAUCUUUGCAAGCUACAUCACAUAAAGGAACCAGCGCAAAAAAUGAAAAUGGUUUAAAUUGCAAUAAGUUGGAAGUUAUUGAAAAGGUUGUUAAUAAUACAGCGAGUUUUUCAAAUACGGAGCAAAAAGUUCACCGUCAGUUUUCGGCGGUGAAUAAAGAAAAUAUGGAUUUAGGAAUUGAAAUCAAUAUAGUGACAAAUAAAAACAUGGAGGUUGAAGUCCAAGUAGAAGAGCAAAAUAUUGUCAAUAAUGAUGUCAGCCACAUUAAAACAGCAUUGGAACAAACGACAUCUAAAAUACGAAAUACUUCACGAAGCUGUUUACAGCGCCUUGGUGCACUUUAUGCAAACCCCAAUGACCUUUCAUCGCCAAUACACCGAACUGAGGGGGAUUUCCAUUCUUAUUCUCCUGUUGAUGAAUGUGACGGGAAAAGUACUAAACGUUCUAAACAACGUUUAGGAAAAUUAGUCGAACUUGCGAGUUCUAUCAAUCAGUGGGAAGAUGACACUUCUCACCACGACCCGCAUCCACCAAGUUUACUACCGCCACCUAAGCCAGAUUUACCAAGUAGAAAAAUUUCAAAUGUACCGGUAACUACUUUACAAGGUACGAAAUUUUCAAACAAUACAUGUAAAGAGGGACAUGAACACACAACAUCAGAGAAGUUGCCAUCGAAGGAAAAAAAAACAGGGAAUACCACAAAACCGCCAUGUAACACAAAACAAUUGACAUGGGAUCCCCUGUUGUUUAAUUCACUUGAAGCCCAGGGAUUUCAAAGACGUAAAUCAUCUGUUGUGAAACUUGCUUAUGACUACACAAAAGAUGAAAAAAGUAAGUCGAUAGAAACACAAGGAGAUGAUGAUAUAAAAGAUGCUCCACAUCAGCCUAAAGUGGCUAAGUUGGCCAGCACAUUUUCAAAAAUUUUGGGGGAUAAAUGUAGUAUGGUUGACCGUAAGGAACAUAAAUUCUCAAAUGUUAAUAUUGGUUUAGUUUCUGGACGAACGGCAGCCUUUGAGAAAAAAGUUAGCGCUUGUCAAGAAGCACAAAGGCCACAAAAAGAUCCGACAGAAUUGUCUCUUAAGGAACGUAUGCAAUUAUUUGAACGGAAUAAAGGGGAAGCCCUUAUUCCGAAAGCUGCUCUCGGAAUGGCUCCGCCUAUAAGCAAAAUUCAUAAUGAGCACAUUGUGCAACAUAGAGGAGAUGGUGCCAAAGCAACUAACGCCGACAUUUUGUUCACUAAUGAAAAUUUGAAAUCAUCGAAACCCAGCAACGAAAGUAAAUUGCGUGAAAAAGUAGCUGCGCUUGUUUCAAACACAUCCACCAUGGCAGAGAUCAAAAUAAAAUCUGAUAUACAAAAGCAACGUAAAAAUGAUAUGCAAGUUAUUGCAAAUCGUUUUCACAAACAAAAAUAUAUAAAUGAAAGCAAAGGGAACAUAUUGGAGGCAUCUGGAACUAAAGAAACAUUGCUUAAUUUUCAUAAUACGAAAAAUACCACUAUCCCACAUCCCCCGUCACCACCACCACCACCUCCGAUGCCCAAAGAAAGUUUGACUAUGAAAAACAAACGGCAUUCUCCUAGCGAAGUUACUGACGAGGAAACCAAACGCGCAUGCAAAACUGCUGUAAGUCGUCUGUAUCCGGCACUAUCAAAUUUGGAAUCCAGAAACUUGGCAUUGGAAUCGAAUAGUGGUAGUGGUGCCACUACUGCAAUUAUGUCUGACCACAGUACCGAUGAUGAACAUAGUCAGAUUCUAACUAAAAAACAUGAAACUAGCGACUUAGAUAGUAUGAAUGGAGAUGGAAGUGACAUGUAUUCAGAGGACGCAGAUGACAGCAGCAUAGACAUCUGCAACAUCAGUUUGGGGCGUGAGAUAAUGCAUGCUGUACAAAAGAAUGAUGAUCACCAAAAAAAACAUCAGCAAGAAAAACAAAUGGAGAAACCUUGUGGUGAUAACGAAUAUUUUGGUUGUGAAGAUAGCUCAUUGAAUUCUUCUGAAACUUCAUUGGGUAUUAAUGAUUACUUAGAUGAAGCUUUGAAAGAAGAUGGCAUUGAUGACGACACACAGGGAAGCUGUGAUUAUGCGAAUGAAUCUGGAAGUAUAAUUCAUCUGUCAAAAGAAAAUAAAGGGACAACUGCUUCCAAUAGCUUUUCUUUUCAUAAAUCAACAAAAAAAGAUGAAAAUUAUAAAAUUGCAACAGAAGAAAAUAAGAUAUCACCAAUUCUAAAUUCAGCACCCUCUUUGUACGUGACACAACCGGUCAAAUCUGAAAUGAGUAUCAAUCGCGAAAACGAAAACAAUAUGGUCACCUUGGUACAUACAGUCAGUUUUUACAGACGCCAACAGAGCGAUAAUAGCGCUAAUUCUACUCCAAUUCGAAAGGUGAGUAAAGAAAGGAAGAUCUUACGCUCCGAUAUCAGUAACGCUACCUCUGCAGCACUGAAAAUUGAGCAUAAAAAUAAUAUAAAAGAAUUCAAAAACGAUGAAACGUACCUUGUUGAGGAAGUUGAGACACAAAUUAAUACUUUACAAGAUGAAAUAUAUACAGAUGAUACUCACUUAGUGGAAGAAAAAAUCAAAAAACUACUGGACGAAGUAUGUAAACAGCAGACGGUGAUUGCACAAACUAGUCAAGCAUUGAACUUAUGUGCUGCUACUAUUGAAUUUUCGGGAUCAACAGAGUCGGUUGAGGGCGAGCGACAUUUACUUGUAGCAACUCAUCGCCGUCAGGCCUGUUUAGAUGAAGUACAACGUUUACGAGUAGAGAAGUGCCUGCGCCCAACAGGUUCUUUACGAGAUAAAGGUCGCCUUACAGUUAAGGAAAUAACUAUACCAUUACGACAAGAUUACAUACGCAAACUAGCUGCGGACACCAUUUCCGGCCAUCAUUUGGUUUGUUUACUGAAGUACAAUGAAUAUGUUUUGGCCACAAAGACAGUACCCACUCUUCCUGGCCUUCUAGCCGUUAAAUUCCCUGAUGUUUUGAUAAUGAAUAACGUUUAUGCAGAUUUUAGGAUUACCCUAGAAAUUUACGGUAUGACUGCCCAGCGAGAAGUUUUGCCCCACGAAGUAAAAUAUCAUAUUAAUUUGAAUAAAAAAUGUGGCAUAAAAACCCCUAAAAAGAAGGGUAGUGAAAAUCGCUUAGUUAUGCCUCCAGUACAAAGACCUGCGGGGCCAAACGUUGUGCGCACUCCGGUAUUGGUGCAAUAUGGUUUUGCCAUAUUUUCUUUACGUGAGAUACAGCGGACCUCAUGGACCUUAACACAAGUUCUUGGUGUAAGUCCGUUGGAAGGAGUUGUGCAUAUGAAAGCUAAUUGUGAAUUAUCUGUUUUGGUGGAACAUCGCGGUUUUCUAACUAUGUUUGAAGACAUUUCUGGUUUCGGGGCUUGGCAUCGGCGCUGGUGUUAUUUAAAUGGAAGUGUACUUAAUUAUUGGAAGUACCCAGAUGAUGAGCGUAAAAAAACGCCUAUCGGCACCAUCGAUUUGUAUGCUUGUCAUACACAGAAAGUAACCGUAGCGCCUCGUGACAUAUGUGCUCGUCUUAACACAAUGUUGCUCGAAUUCGAGCGACCCGCAAAAGAAACAGACGUAGAAUCACUCAUUAUUGUUCCAAAUGGCCGCAACACAAUUGUGAGAUACCUGCUUUCAGCUGAUACGAGAGAAGAGCGAGAACUUUGGUGUGCUUACUUCAAUAAAGUCUUACUGUUGCUGCGUGCUUGGGGACCGCCGCAGUGAUGAUAUAUUAUCAACUAGUAAUUGUUGACUUCAAAUUACGAAUCAUAAAUAUUUAUUAGAAUAUAAAUUUUGAGGACAUCAAUUUUCGUUCAUAUAUUUUAUUUUAUUAACUUUUCCGAGGUCUACUUUAAAAUGUUUAAUCAAAAUUGAAUAGAAAAGAUCGGAUUCAAUUUGGUAAUACUAGUGCUACAAUGAUGAUAAAAAUAUAAAAUAUGUAUAUUGCGGAGGA
This is a messenger RNA of Bactrocera latifrons, 4352 nucleotides long. It is a transcript of the gene scra, whose product is annotated as actin-binding protein anillin. Gene Ontology annotation, cellular component: actomyosin contractile ring. The transcript has 12 exons. The coding region runs from base 182 to 4123 and encodes 1313 amino acids. The record is from RefSeq and is a predicted model, not a curated record. Lineage: Eukaryota; Metazoa; Arthropoda; Insecta; Diptera; Tephritidae. Gene Ontology annotation, biological process: actomyosin contractile ring assembly; septin ring organization; mitotic cytokinesis.